Molecule: messenger RNA, 4123 nt
Organism: Alligator sinensis (Chinese alligator)
Lineage: Eukaryota; Metazoa; Chordata; Crocodylia; Alligatoridae
Gene: KLHL7
Product: kelch like family member 7
Exons: 12
Coding region: 1991-3607 (538 amino acids)
Biological process (GO): protein ubiquitination
Cellular component (GO): Cul3-RING ubiquitin ligase complex
Molecular function (GO): protein binding
Source: RefSeq, a predicted model, not a curated record
CCGCGUCCCCGGAACGCUGCGGAGGGGCCGCGUUCUAUUGGCGGAACGUCGGCGAUUGAUGCGUCCCGAGUCUCCCGCGCCAGGGUGCUGCGGCCGCGGCCCUCUCCCCCCCGCCGGGGCAGGCUGCGUUCCCCGGUCUCUGCCGUAGGUGCCUGCAAGGCCCAGCUCUUCCUGGAUCCCGGGUUUUCGAAGCUGGUGAUUGCUCAGCCUCUUCCAGGGGACAGCUGGUUCUGCCCUGGCGGAUUGCUCAGCCCGGCAGCUGCCCGGGGUGGGGGGUGGGGCGAGGAUUGUCCAGUUCUCCAGCUGCCUUCCUGUUUGCAGCAGUUCGGUGUGUUGUAACGGGUGUUUUCCAGCCGCAGUGUAUGUGCCUGUGCGGGUCUGGUCAGCCCUUGUUUUCCUGGUGGUGAGAAGAGAGGAGCAUGGCAGCCUCUGGGUCAGAAAAAAGCAACAAGAAGAAAACGGAGAAGAAACUCGCCGCCCGAGAAGAAGCUAAGCUGUUAGCAAGCUUUAUGGGAGUCAUGAAUACCAUGCGCAAACAGCUUGACUGAAGAUGGCCCAUUCUGUUUGGGGUGCGUGUGAGACCUUCUACUGACUUUGCUUUUAGCUUUGUGUAUGCACUUCAGAUCAUGAUUGAUAUGAAGAUGAUUAUUGACUAAGCCACCUGAGGCUUGCAUCCUUGGUCCCAUUUUACAGAAGCACCAGGAGUUUAAGUAACUUCCUUGAGACCAUACAGCUGGUCAUUGGCAGAGGUGUGGGUAGAAUCCCAAGAAUCCUGACUUCUGCUGUCCUGCCUAUAGUCACUGGACCUUUCUUUGACCUUUAAAGACGCGACCAUUUAUAAGUGAUAUUGUUCUGCCUCCUUUAUAGGAGUUGCUUGUUCAGCUUUUGGUGUCACUGUUCCUAACCAGUAAUGCUAUUAAAUAUUUAAUGGAAACAGUUUAUCAAUUAAGUUCUAGCCCUAGCAGAGCUAGUUUCUCCACUAAACUUCAGUGUCUUUCUUGUAUAAACACAUUAACUUAGAGCCUGUGUAGAGUUCCUCAAAAUCUAGGGAUUGAUCAAAGAAAGAAGAAAAAAAAAAGUCCAUUCAAUCCUUGCACUUGUUGGGCCUGGGGAGGAAGGUGUCACAAAACAAAUUGUUUGAAAUGAUAAGCACCCAGCAUGGUUUGAGUGGUGAAAGGAAGCAAUAGAUAACUGGUGAAAUAUUUGUAUGCUACGGUAUACAAACAUCUUUUUGUGUUGAAAGCUUGGUUAUUGUUUUGCAAUAGAUGGUUGAAACCUCUUCCGCAUCUGAGGUUGCCUGCACUAGUUAAAAAAGCAAGUUUAAAAUGAGUGUCAAGUAACUGCCAAUUGAAAUGGUACGUGCCACACAAGUCUCCCUCAAACACUGCUGCAAGUGAGAUGGACACUUCCUAUCCAAUCUUAAUACUCAGCAUAAAACUUUUCCUUAUAACAAGUUCACUGGUAUGUUGAAGGCAGAGCAGGCAUGGAGUGCAAGAGACAAAGCACUAUCUUUGCGUUUAACCAGAAAGUCAAUACUUGUCCAGCUGUAAAUACAAGUGGGAUUAUCCAGUUCUUUUAGACUGCUGGAAUGCUGGUGUGUGUGUGGGGCUUUUGGGUUGAGCAGCCUCUUAGACCAAUAGCCCAGUUACUUUCCAGGAUGACUGUCACAUGAUGCUGAAAACUGCUCCACUAUCCAGUCUUGAUUCCACAAGGAGAUUUUGGAUAAAGUGACUGAAUUGCAAGUGGCAUCAGUUGUUGUUUGAAAAAGAUGAAGUUGUUGCAGAUUUGGCACAAGAGUGUUGGGAUAAUCUCUGACUCCAGGUUGUGGCUGAAGAUCUCUUCCUGUGAAGAAAAUAGACUCAACUGUAGCAUCAGAGUGAUCUCAAAGUUCCCUUGAGAUCAGGAAUAUGGAGCCAGAGGCAGAGUUAGUUGCACAAAAAAGGAUGUUGACUGGGGCAACUAGUGGAAAACUCUCUGUGAUGUCGUUCUCAUGGUUCAGGAAAGAAAGAUUCCAGCCCACCGAGUUGUGCUUGCUUCAGCCAGUCACUUUUUUAACUUGAUGUUUACUACAAAUAUGCUUGAAUCAAAGUCCUUUGAAGUGGAGCUAAAGGAUGCAGAGCCUGACAUUAUUGAACAGCUUGUGGAAUUUGCUUAUACUGCAAGGAUUUCUGUUAACAGCAAUAAUGUCCAGUCUUUACUAGAUGCUGCAAACCAGUAUCAAAUUGAACCUGUGAAAAAAAUGUGUGUGGAUUUUUUGAAAGAGCAAGUUGAUGCUUCAAAUUGUCUUGGUAUAAGUGUGUUAGCAGAGUGCCUAGACUGUCCAGAACUGAAAGCCACAGCAGAUGACUUCAUCCAUCAGCACUUCACUGAAGUUUACAAAACAGAUGAGUUCCUACAGCUUGAUGUUAAGCGUGUUACACAUCUUCUGAACCAGGACACCCUGACUGUGCGGGCAGAAGAUCAGGUUUAUGAUGCAGCAGUCAGGUGGCUGAAAUAUGAUGAACCUAAUCGCCAGCCAUACAUGGUUGACAUUCUUGCUAAAGUCAGAUUUCCUCUCAUAUCGAAAAAUUUCUUAAGUAAAACUGUUCAGGCGGAACCACUUAUUCAGGAUAACCCCGAGUGCCUUAAAAUGGUGAUCAGUGGAAUGCGAUAUCACCUUCUUUCUCCAGAGGACAGAGAAGAGCUAGUAGAGGGUACAAGACCACGAAGGAAAAAACAUGAUUAUCGCAUUGCUUUGUUUGGAGGCUCACAGCCACAGUCCUGCAGAUACUUUAAUCCAAAGGAUUAUAGCUGGACAGACAUCCGAUGUCCCUUUGAAAAGCGCAGAGAUGCAGCUUGUGUCUUCUGGGACAACGUAGUUUAUAUUCUGGGUGGUUCCCAGCUCUUCCCUAUAAAGCGAAUGGACUGCUACAAUGUGGUGAAGGAUAGCUGGUAUUCCAAACUAGGACCUCCAACACCUCGAGAUAGCCUUGCAGCCUGUGCUGCUGAGGGCAAAAUUUAUACAUCUGGUGGUUCAGAAGUGGGAAAUUCUGCUCUAUAUUUAUUUGAAUGUUAUGAUACAAGAACAGAAAGCUGGCACACAAAGCCUAGCAUGCUGACUCAACGUUGCAGUCAUGGCAUGGUGGAAGCAAAUGGUCUCAUUUAUGUAUGUGGAGGAAGCUUGGGAAACAAUGUUUCUGGAAGGGUCCUUAAUUCCUGUGAAGUUUAUGAUCCAGCCACUGAAACAUGGACUGAACUAUGCCCAAUGAUUGAAGCUAGGAAGAAUCAUGGGUUGGUGUUUGUGAAAGACAAAAUAUUUGCUGUGGGUGGACAAAAUGGCUUAGGUGGCCUGGACAAUGUGGAAUAUUAUGAUAUUAAGAUGAAUGAAUGGAAGAUGGUGUCACCAAUGCCAUGGAAGGGUGUAACAGUGAAAUGUGCUGCUGUGGGUUCUAUAGUGUACGUCUUGGCUGGCUUCCAGGGCGUGGGUCGAUUAGGGCACAUCCUUGAGUAUAACACCGAAACAGACAAAUGGGUAGCCAACUCCAAAGUCCGUGCUUUCCCAGUGACAAGUUGUUUAAUCUGUGUUGUUGACACUUGUGGAGCAAAUGAAGAGACUUUAGAGACCUGAAGACCUUCAUGAGAUUUUGGGAUAUUCUUCACUUGGAAAAGAUGGCCAUCGGUGCUUUGCUUCUGCAUUUUAUUACAUCUUGUUAAACUGAAUAAUCUGAAAAAAAUUAUACAGUCCUUGAAUUUGUAUAUACCGUAUGUAUCAAAUGUGGAUUUACUCAUGCCAGUUUUACAGUUUGUUUGAAAACAUGGGAUGUAUUUCAAGAAUCCACUAAACUAGCUGAGAGCAAAUAUGCUCUCUUGAAGAGACGUGUGGCCUUGUCAGAAAUAAAUCCAAUUUACUUUAAAAAAAAUUAGAGUAUUGGAGGAAGAAUGAAACUUUAGCUAAACUGUACAUCUCAACUUGGAUACAGAGGUCCUUCAGGUCACAAAGGUGAGUGAAUAUAGCUUGGAUUCUGAGUGUAUAUGAGUCUGUUCAUACAGUUUCAUUUCUAAUGCAUAUUGCACAACAGCCAUGCUAGAGUAUGAUAAAGUCUGUUCAGAAAAAAAAGAAAAAUAAAGAAAGAGAGACAUGAAA